Molecule: messenger RNA, 2565 nt
Organism: Pelodiscus sinensis (Chinese soft-shelled turtle)
Lineage: Eukaryota; Metazoa; Chordata; Testudines; Trionychidae
Source: RefSeq, a predicted model, not a curated record
UUUAAAAAAGAAACCCUUCCUUAGAAAUAAUCCUUAAAAAAUGAAGGAGGAAUGCAAUGUAGACGUACCCAGAAAUACUCACUUCCACCCUGCACAGCUCGUCCCUGGCUGCAGCCAGCCCCAUCUCAAGCAUUUGUCCAGCUUCCUGGGCAAAAGCUGUCACCUGGUCACACACCCUUCCCAGACUCGGAUUGCCAUGAGCCUGGGCGAUUGUGAACCUGCUGGCCUGGGCAUCCUCAGGAAUUUGGGUGAGUCACCUGCAAAUUUUCAUCCCCAUCUAGAUAGUGGUGUAGUACCGAGAGAAACUGAGGCACACAAAGGGGUUAUGACGGCAAUAGAAAUUGCAUGCAACAUCAAAAAGUGAACAGAAUGAAUACAAUCCAGACUGUCUCAUCCCCCACUAUAUUCUGCCCCAGAAGUCUGCUGCUCUUAAGAUGUCCUCUGUUGGAUUAAUUGAGUUCAGGGAAUGUUCCUUGUGACACAUACUUUUCCCAGACUCAAUGGGCCUUCACCUUGCCUGAUCUCAACCCUUGCAGGACUCCCCAUUCCCAGACUUGACCUGAUUGCCCGGCUGGAACGAGGGGAAGAGCCUUGGGUCCCAGAUCUCCAGCCUGCCAAAGAAAUGGAAGUCCUGAAAGGCACCCGCAUAGGUGAAGAGUCAGGGAAACUGACACACAAACCUUCUGAAGGUGCUAGGACAGUGGGGGAGAACAAUGAGGAAAAUCUACAGCAGGAAGGUUCUGGAACCAUAGUAUCACAGGGAACAUUUUUGGAAGGAGCUGAAGGGGAUUUUCCCCAGUGUGUAGAACAGGGGGAAGCCUGGGAAAAUCAACACAAGGCAGAGAAGAAGCUGGAGAACAAUUCAAGCAGGAAAGCAGAGGAAUCCAUUGAAUGUAGGGGAGGAUCCCAGGAUCCCAAGGAAACUUCAGCCCAGCAGUCAAUUUGCAAUGAAAAGAAACCCUGUGAAUGCUCAGACUGUGAGAAAAGAUUGAGUGAGAAAUCAGGCCGUAUUCUGCCACAGAGAGGGCACACAGAAGAAAGGCUGUGCAAGUGCCUGGAGUGUGGAAAAAGUUUGAUUGAACUGUCAUCCUGUAUUGAACAUGAGAUUAUCCAUCAAGGAGAGAAAUCCCAUAAUUGCCUUGAGCGUGGGAAAAGCUUCACUUUGAGAUCACACCUUAGUAGACAUCAGCAAACCCACACCAGAAAGAGGCCAUAUAGAUGUUUGGAAUGUAGGAAAAGCUUCAGUCAGAGUUCACACCUUAUUAUCCAUCAGGGAGUGCACAUAGGAGAGAGACCAUAUAAAUGCCAUGAAUGUGGGAAAGUUUUCAUUAUGCGUUCAGCUUUUACUGUCCGUGAGAGAGCCCACACAGGAGAGAGACCAUAUAAAUGCCAUGAGUGUGGGAAAGGUUUCACUCAGCAAUCAGCCCUUACUGUCCAUGAGAGAACCCACACUGGAGAAAGACCAUAUAAAUGCCAUGAAUGUGGGAAAGAUUUUACUAUGCGUUCGGCCCUUACUGUCCAUGAGAGAGCCCACACAGGAGAGAGACCAUAUAAAUGUCAUGAAUGUGGGAAAGGUUUCAUUCAGCAAUCAGCCCUUACUGUCCAUGAGAGAGCCCACACUGGAGAGAGGCCAUAUAAAUGUCAUGAGUGUGGGAGAGGUUUCAUUCAGCAAUCAGCCCUUACUGUCCAUGAGAGAGCCCACACAGGAGAGAGACCAUAUAAAUGCCAUGAAUGUGGGAAAGGUUUCACUCAGCGAUCAGCGCUCACUAGUCAUGAGAGAACCCACACUGGAGAGAGACCAUACAAAUGCCACGAGUGUGGGAAAGACUUUACUAUGCGUUCAGCCCUUACUCUCCAUGAGAGAGCCCACACAGGAGAGAGACCAUAUAAAUGCCAUGAAUGUGGGAAAAGUUUCACUCGACUACCAGACCUUACUGUCCAUGAGAGAACCCACACUGGAGAGAGACCAUAUAAAUGCCCUGAGUGUGGGAAAAGUUUCAGUCGUCGAUCAGCCCUUACUCUCCAUGAGAGAACCCACACAGGAGAGAGACCAUAUAAGUGCUUUGACUGUGGGAAAAGCUUUGAUCGCACCUCAUAUCUUACUAGGCAUCAGAGAAUCCACAUGUCUCCUGCAUCAGCAAAUCCCUCAGGGAAGACCCUAGGGAUGUUAAAUAUCAGUUAAUUGACUAGUUGAGUAACCUCAUGAAUUUUUAUUGCUUAGUUGAUUAUUUUAUAUCCCUGGGCGUGGGGCUGGCAGUCAGUUUGACUCACUCCCAAGGAGCCCCCUUCCAGUCUGUGCUGCUGCCUCUGUAUCAGAGGCAGCAGUAUAAGGUGCCAGGCAUUAAAAGGUUUAAAAACCGGCUCCCCUCGUGGCCUAGCAGCCUGUCACCCAGUGCUGUUGCCUCUGUAGUCUAAAUGUAGCCUAUCAAUGUUUUAUUAGAAAAAGUACAUAAAUUGCACUCUGCAAUUUGCAUACCUUUUCCCAGGAGUUUUGUCAGAAGAGGCUUUUCCAAAAUUUAGCUCUUCUAUAUUGGGCCAAAUUUUGGAAAAACCUCCUCUUUUGGG